CAAUCUGGAAAUGGGGGUUACCUUGUCUCCCUCUCUCUCUCUUUUUAUAUAUAUAUACAUAUGUAUUGAUGAUUCUUAUUUGUAUCAUUAGCGGAUGUCUUCUUAUUUUAUCAUGUCUAUGCCUUCUUGCCAAAACUGUACCUGAUUUACGGUCUUCUGUACUAGCUUAUGGCAAGUUGAAUGAAACAGCCGAUCAACCUCGCUCCAACUGGGCCAUGGAAUUGCAAUCCUUGACGGUUCCCAAGACCUGGUUUACUCAUUUUUACGCUGUUGGGUUUAUAUUCAGUCUAUACUGUUGGUACGAGCUUGUUUUUUUAUCGCCAUUAAAUACUACUAAUGAUCUUGGUCCUUUAUUGCUAUUAUUGAAAUACUGGGAUGCUCCUGCAGGUGGUGAUCGCGUGCCUUGGUCUGUGUGCAAACUUGGUCUUUUAUUGAUGACUUGUCAUUUAGCACGUCGGCUAUAUGAAUCUCAAGUGAUUGAACGUCCUUCUUCUCUUGCUCGGAUGCAUAUCUCUCACUAUCUAGUCGGUUUGGGUUUUUAUGGAGCUAUGGUGUUUGGUACUUGGUUGGAAGGUGUAGCCACAUUACCGAUAUGGCAAGAUCAUCCGAAUGUUUCUUCUAAUGAUAUCUCAUUCUAUAGUAUGAUGAUAGGGGUAUGUCUCUUUUUGUAUGCAUCCAAACAUCAAUAUCAAUGUCAUGUUAUACUCGCAUCAUUACGAACAACUGAAAGUAACAACAUAAGGAAGAAGGAUAAAGAUAAUCGUCGUUAUCGUAUACCUCAUGGUGAUUGGUUUGAAAUCUGGGUAGCUCCUCAUUAUAUAUGCGAUAUUCUCAUCUAUCUUUCUCUGUGUAUCAUUUAUCAAGGUCGAAGUAUCAUCCUACUCUGUGGAUUCUUAUGGACUUUAUUGAAUCUUUCUGUUACUGCCUCUGAAACCAAAUCUUGGUAUGUUACCACCUUUCCUGAUUUUCCUCGUCAACGUUGGAUCUUGGUACCUGGUUUAUUUUAAUCAUGCUCAUACAGAUAUACACAUAUUCCAUUUUCCCAUUGCCCUUCAUAGAAUAGAUACAAUACAACUUUUUUAUACCAUCAUUCAUAAAAUAAAAUAUAAUAAAUAAAAAAAAAAAAG
Halteromyces radiatus is the source of this 1127-nucleotide messenger RNA. Its product is annotated as 3-oxo-5-alpha-steroid 4-dehydrogenase-domain-containing protein. The record is from RefSeq and is a predicted model, not a curated record. The transcript is spliced from 2 exons. Bases 69 to 1007 code for a protein of 312 amino acids. Gene Ontology annotation, biological process: dolichol-linked oligosaccharide biosynthetic process; polyprenol catabolic process. Gene Ontology annotation, cellular component: endoplasmic reticulum. Gene Ontology annotation, molecular function: 3-oxo-5-alpha-steroid 4-dehydrogenase activity. Lineage: Eukaryota; Fungi; Mucoromycota; Mucoromycetes; Mucorales; Cunninghamellaceae.